UGAAAUAUUUACACACCCCCACCUGUUUUGUCUUCUCAAUGGUUCCUCUUUAUAUUUAAAUUUUCUUAGUGAUACCAUAUCAUUUACAAGUGUUGCAUCUUUUUCUUUAUUCCCAAUUUUUUUUCAUCCCUUAAAUGUGUCGCCAAGUGAAUGAUAAUUAAUUGUAAAAAUAAAUUAAAUAUGGAUUUAAAAUUUAGUAAAAAAAUAUUAUUUAUAUUUAUCUGUUUAAAUGUUGGUUUUGUGAAAGGAAGGCUUUCGUGUUACGAAUGUAAUAUUGAUCUUAAUGAAGGAAGAAGAGCAGAAUGCAAUGAUCCAUAUGCACCAGGACCAUCAGUGGAUCUUGUAACUUGUCCAAAUUAUGAACCUCAUAGUUGCCUCAAAGCCAUCAUAUUAUAUAAAAAUGUUCACGUGACUGUGAGAAGUUGCGUGCCAACUCGUACUCAAAAUACAUAUUGUGAUUUUCAUAAUAACUAUCCAGAGGCCUCUGUAUCAUGUUCAUUUUGUAAUGAAAAUGCUUGCAAUAAAUCAUCAAUUUUAUUAAAUAUAAAUAUUAAUUUAAUUAUCAUAGAAAUAACAUUUGUAUUAUAUUAUUUUUUUAUUAUUGUUACUUAAUUUUUAUUUAAUUGCAUAAAUAUAUUUGUAUUUAAUAUUUAUUAUUCAUUUAAAAAUAUAUAUAUUUGUUGGAACAAUAA
This is a messenger RNA of Aphidius gifuensis, 692 nucleotides long. RefSeq lists its product as uncharacterized. Bases 151 to 612 code for a protein of 153 amino acids. NCBI's taxonomy places the organism in Eukaryota, Metazoa, Arthropoda, Insecta, Hymenoptera, Braconidae. The record is from RefSeq and is a predicted model, not a curated record. The transcript has 3 exons.